Messenger RNA from Cygnus atratus (black swan), 1119 nucleotides. It is a transcript of the gene ARHGAP36, whose product is annotated as Rho GTPase activating protein 36. NCBI's taxonomy places the organism in Eukaryota, Metazoa, Chordata, Aves, Anseriformes, Anatidae. Gene Ontology annotation, biological process: signal transduction. The record is from RefSeq and is a predicted model, not a curated record. Bases 1 to 1119 code for a protein of 372 amino acids. The transcript is spliced from 9 exons.
AUGUGGUUCAAGCAAGAGAUGAACAAGAAAGAUGAAAUCUCUGCAGGAGUUGGACCUAAAAGCAGUAAAUCUAUCCGCCAGAAACUGGAGAGCUUUUCAAAGGAGAAGAAAGACUAUUCUCCUCAGACUUUUGGGAUCCCACUUUUCCAAGUCAUUGCCAAUGAUCGUGCAUACAAGCAACUGCAAGAAACUGUGAAGAGUAGCCGCCGGCUGUGCCUGGAGGUGGAAGCAACAGUGACAAACUUUCGGGCUCAGAUGCAGAAGAGGUCCCAGAUGGGCAGGAGCUGUUGGCUGGGGGCAAUGUCCGUGGACUCCAUCACUGAUCUGAGUGACAACAGUUCCAAGCUGCUGGAGGCACUGCAGUUGUCACACCCCCACGAGCUGCAUCCACGGAGAAGCCUGGGCAAGAAAAAGAUGUUAAGCCUCAACCCCAUCACCUGGCAGGUCCCACGGAUUGUGGACAGAUGUUGCAAACAUAUUGAAACAUACGGUCUCCAGACAGUGGGCAUCUUCCGAGUUGGGAGCUCCAAGAAAAGAGUUCAGCAGCUGAGGGAAGAGUUUGACCAAGGGCUGGAUGUUUUCUUGGAUGAACAUCAAAGCGUUCAUGAUGUGGCUGCUCUGCUCAAAGAGUUUCUUCGGGACAUGUCAGAUUCAUUGAUUCCCAGAGAGCUCUAUGCAGCCUUCCUCAGCACAGCCUCCAUGGAAGUCCCGGCACAGCUGGUUGUGCUCCAGCUGCUGCUCUUCGUGCUGCCCCCCUGCCACAGUGACACGCUGCACCGCCUUCUACGGUUCCUCAGCAAGGUGGCCCAGCAUGCCAAGAGCUCCUGGGGCCCCAAUGGCCAGGAGAUUCCUGGGAAUAAAAUGACAGUUUCAAACUUGGCCACAAUCUUUGGUCCCAACAUACUGCAGAAAGAGAAGCCUGGAGAAAAAGAUGCUGGUGCCAAGAACUUUGAAGACAGCACUGCCAUCAUACUGGUGGUUCAGAGGUUGAUUGAACAUUACCAGACCCUGUUCAUGGUCUCUCCAGAAAUGCAGCAUGACAUCUUAAGAAGACUGUUUCAGACAGACCCUGAUGUCAUUGACUACCUUUUGCGCAGGAAAUUCAAUACUGUGCUGUAA